This is a messenger RNA of Sporothrix schenckii 1099-18, 537 nucleotides long. RefSeq lists its product as uncharacterized. The transcript is spliced from 2 exons. NCBI's taxonomy places the organism in Eukaryota, Fungi, Ascomycota, Sordariomycetes, Ophiostomatales, Ophiostomataceae. The record is from RefSeq and is a predicted model, not a curated record. Bases 1 to 537 code for a protein of 178 amino acids.
AUGGUCAAGUCUUCCAUUGAAUGGAAAUUGUCGACACGAGCUGAACAAACGAAACUUCGAAACGACUGUCUAAGUCGGGACGGAUACCGGUGCGUCUACACAGGUAUCUGGGACUUUAACAAGGCCGCUCGCGCCCGCGAGGCAUCCCGGGCCCUCUCCGUGGAGCUCGCCGAGACGGCGCAGCUGUCCCUGGCCCUCCGCGCCUCUGAGGAAGAGGCUGAGGCCCGGGAUGAGGUGUUGGUGGAAGAGAAGGCCGCGGCGCUGGAGUCCCCGGGGGGACUGGGCACCCCUCCGGCGAGCCUGAAGACCGGGCGGCCCAGCGUCGCUGGUAGUGUGGCUGACGCCGGCGAAGUCAGCUUUGACUUCGAGACCCGGUCGGCUGGUGCCUCUACCAACGAGGAUACCGAGAUGGAGGACGCGUCGUCCGUGUCGGCGAUGACGACGACGACCUGGGCGCGGUUAGCGCGCCUGUCGCGCCUGCCGCUGUGGCUCCCGCUCCCGCUCCACUGGCCCAGGAUGUCGCUGGGGCCAUCAUAG